AUGGAUCUACUGAAGAGGGCACUCAGGGAUCCCAGCAUAUGCCAAAUGAAUCCCGAAGAAAUAACUAUCGGGGGAAGAAAGAUUUCCCCUAAACAGACCAUCAAAUUUAAAGGAACAGAAACCAAGGAGUAUACAUUUGAGCAGGUUUUGUUCUAUCUACUGAACAAAGACAAGAAGUACACGGCGUAUAUGACGUUGUGCAAGGAAAGUGGAAUAGGAAAGAUAUAUUAUACGGACCAAAAGAUUAUUGUAGAGGAGAUUGAAAACUUUAAGGAAGCAUCUAUUGAAGCCAAGAUUGAUGGACCGGACUUCCGAUACAUUGGAUUCCGGGAUUAUAGCUAUUUAAAUAACAUUUGCAAGAAAGAGGAAGAAGGGAGACCAGUGACCUACUAUGCCAUAGUUCCGCAAUCGGUUUCUUCUCCCGUAAAUCUAAGCAACGUUAAGGAGUUCUUUGAGAAGGGAAUAUGUUCCGAUGAGAUUAGCAUCAGUGAAGCCGAGAAGGUAGAACUGAAGAUUGAAGGAUUUGGAGUUGUUGCAGUGGACGAUGUAGGAAGAUUUACGUCUGAGGAUUGGAAAAAGGUUGUAUGUAUAUUUCUUGAUGGAACCAAGUGGCAAGUAAGCAGAUGGAAUAUAAAGGAUGUGGGAGAGAUAUUUAACUCUAUACCGACGUUUUGCUUUGUAAAAAGAGGGAUGACAAGCAGUAUUUAUAUGAGGAACUGGAAUGCUAUUGAAAUUCCUAUUCAGAAUGGGAAGGUAGAUGGGCCCAUCCUUAGCUCAAUAAAAGAGAGGAUCAGAAGCUGUAUUCUAGGGAUCUGA
This is a messenger RNA of Encephalitozoon intestinalis ATCC 50506, 816 nucleotides long. RefSeq names its product RNA polymerase II accessory factor. Gene Ontology annotation, biological process: transcription elongation by RNA polymerase II; positive regulation of transcription elongation by RNA polymerase II. The transcript has a single exon. The record is from RefSeq and is a predicted model, not a curated record. NCBI's taxonomy places the organism in Eukaryota, Fungi, Microsporidia, Unikaryonidae. Gene Ontology annotation, molecular function: RNA polymerase II complex binding. The coding region runs from base 1 to 816 and encodes 271 amino acids. Gene Ontology annotation, cellular component: Cdc73/Paf1 complex.